UUUUAUUAUUAUUUUUUCUUUUUUCCUUCCUUAUUUCGUGAUCGAAACCAUUUUGAAAACAGGAAAAGUCUCAUUCAAAAGUCACGGAUUUUGCAAACCAUUUGCAGAUCAAAAGCUCAAAAGCUCAAAAGCUCUCUGGUAAAGUGUAAAGCAGAUAGCUUUGCAUUGCAUUGCAUUCACAGUUUCACACAAAACCCAUUACUUGUUAUCCAAAAUCACCUACUAUGCUCUGCUGAAUUUGGUCGAGAAUCACGGGCACCAUUAAAGCCCCAAACAUCCGCUUCAGGGUUUCUGAACCCUUAAAAGAAAAGAGCUUCCUUUGCUUGGUUUCAAGUUUGAAGUUUGAACAUGGCUGCCAAAGAGUCGAGCUCUGCUUCUUCAACGGAUGCUAAAAUCAAAAGGGUGCUCACCCAUGGUGGUCGAUACGCGCAGUACAAUGUGUUUGGGAACUUGUUUGAGGUCUCUAGCAAGUACGUGCCUCCCAUUAGGCCUAUUGGUAGAGGUGCAUAUGGCAUUGUCUGUGCGGCUGUCAAUGCAGACACACAUGAGGAAGUUGCAAUUAAGAAGAUUGGUAAUGCAUUUGACAAUAUAAUAGAUGCCAAAAGGACCUUAAGAGAAAUCAAGCUUCUUUGCCACAUGGACCAUGAAAAUGUUAUUUCCAUCAAGGACAUUGUACGACCACCAAAAAAAGAGACCUUCAAUGACGUAUACAUUGUUUAUGAACUAAUGGAUACCGAUCUUCAUCAGAUCAUUCGGUCUGACCAACCACUAACAGAUGAUCAUUGUCAGUACUUUCUGUAUCAGCUGUUACGAGGACUAAAAUAUGUGCAUUCAGCCCAUGUCUUGCACCGUGAUCUGAAGCCAAGUAAUUUGUUUCUUAAUGCUAACUGCGACCUUAAAAUCGGAGAUUUUGGACUAGCAAGAACAACAACUGAGACAGAUUUCAUGACUGAGUAUGUUGUCACUCGUUGGUAUCGAGCACCAGAGUUGCUACUUAAUUGUUCAGAGUACACUGCUGCAAUUGAUAUCUGGUCUGUUGGUUGCAUACUUGGCGAAAUCAUGACCAGAGAACCUUUGUUUCCUGGGAAAGAUUAUGUCCAUCAGCUGAGGCUUAUCACAGAGUUAAUAGGUUCACCUGAUGAUGCUAGCCUUGGGUUUCUUCGAAGCGAUAAUACCCGAAGAUAUGUAAAACAGCUUCCACAAUUCCAGAGGCAACAAUUUGCUGCUAGAUUCCCUAAUAUGUCUCCUGGGGCUGUGGAUUUGCUAGAGAAAAUGCUUGUGUUUGAUCCCAAUAGACGCAUUAGUGUUGACGAGGCACUUUCUCACCCAUACUUGUCGUCCCUUCAUGAUAACAAUGAUGAGCCCGUCUGUUCCAGGCCCUUCCAUUUUGAUUUUGAGCAACCAUCGUGCACUGAAGAUCAUAUCAAAGAGCUCAUCUGGAGAGAAACAGUGAAGUUCAAUCCAGAUCCAACCCACUAAAGGAAAAUGCGUUUGCUUCGGCUGUAGAUAUAUAUGUAUUAUGAAGAACUUCCCCCCUUGUAACAAAUGUAUCAUCAAUCACCACUCUCCUGUAACCACUCUCCUGUAACUGAUGUGCGAAUGGUUGUUAUUUGUUAAGGCUUCAAAGCAAUAUUGAAGUGAGGUUGGGGAAAAUGAUUUAGAGCUUGGCACAAAAAUUCUGGAUGUUGUACUGACUUGGUUAUGAAAUUUUUCUAUUCGCAUCAUAUAAAAUCAAUAGAUUUGAAGA
Messenger RNA from Prunus mume (Japanese apricot), 1747 nucleotides. Its product is annotated as mitogen-activated protein kinase 4-like. Gene Ontology annotation, biological process: protein phosphorylation. The record is from RefSeq and is a predicted model, not a curated record. NCBI's taxonomy places the organism in Eukaryota, Viridiplantae, Streptophyta, Magnoliopsida, Rosales, Rosaceae. Gene Ontology annotation, molecular function: MAP kinase activity; ATP binding.